AUGGUUCUCGUCAAUACCAUCCGUGACGCUGUAGCUCAACUGUAUCAACACAUCGACAUCAUUACUGCUGCUGCUGGUGGUGGCACCGGAGGAGGAGGAAACCAUACAAACACACUGAUUGUAACAACAACGUCCACUGCAGCUGCUCUCCUUUUGGCAUAUUAUGCAACCAGGCGUGUAUCUAAAGCACAGGAUGAUCCUACACCGAUCGUUUCAUAUCAAUGGCCUAUCAUUGGCUCGACCAUGGACUAUUUCACGGAUCCGGACAAGUUUACCAGAGAGAAAACCAUACAGUACGGACCUGCAUUUCGGGUGCAUCUACUUGGCCAGUAUGUUACAGUAGUUGGCGGAAACCUUGCACAUGAAGUUUUCAUGAACCCUAAUUUGAACUUUGUCCAAAGUUCACAAAAAUUCUUUGAUAUACCGUUGUUCCUUCAACAUUUGCAUAACGAUUUGCCUGAACACGCACUUCGAGACAUCAUAUCCAAGGAUAUGACGCAGAAAUUAUCAACUUACAGCAGGCAUUUUGAGAAACAGACUGCCAUUGUUGCUGCACAAGUGCUUGGUGAUCUAAGAGAGCCCAAAAUCAUUACCAACGUCAAUGAAUUAACUCGAGCCUUUGUUGCCCGUACGACUGCUUACACGAUGGCCGGCACGGCUAUCACCGAAAACAAGGAGCUCAUGCAUAUGUUUGAGCAUGUUGCAGACGACUGCAUGAAAGAGAUCCUGUUGCCAAACGCAGCUCGGAGCGUGUUGCCAUGGUGGAACGACCUUUACAAACGUGUCUUUUAUCCUCGCAAUGCAUUCGUGAAAAAGAGUGUACAAAAGAUCCGUGAUGGUGUCAAAGACGAGGUGUUCCGUCGGUUAAAUGAUGCUGAACACAACAACAGCAAAAAACAAGACAAUGACGACGUACUCGGAUACGUUCUUAAAGAAUACUUCUUUUCAAACAACAGCAAGCAAGGAGGACACAUAGACCGAGAUACCGUUUUGGACGCUAUCACGAUAUGGUUUAUCUUGAUGACGUUUACGAGCGUGUUGACGACAUCGGGGACACUCGUUGGUGUUCUUUACCAACUGGCGAAAUCGCCUGCCGAAUCCAUUUCAGAACUACGUAAAGAACAACAAGAGCAAGGACAAGAGGGUCCUGCUUCUUCCUACUACAAACGCUUGGUGAAAUUGGACAGUUUUAUUCGUGAAUCGUUCCGAUACUCUAUGAAGGAUUUAGCACAUCCACAUACCAAUGUCAGCAAGGAAAAUGUUGUGUUGAGCAAUGGCACAGUCAUUCGACCUGGGGAAGAAGUUUAUACCAAUUUCUGGCAUGUCAACUUUGACAAAACCGUACAGAAUGAUCUGGAAGAUCCAUCCGAGUUUAAGCCUUUCCGGUUUGUGGGACGUGACAAACAAUCGACAAAGUGUAGUGCGGAUUAUCUCAUGUUUGGUUUGGGAAGACACGCUUGUCCAGGACGAUGGUUUGCGAUUGAAGAAAUGAAGGCAAUUAUCUCUACCAUUAUCCACAGUUACGAUCUUUCCCUUGUUCCUGCGGACGAUGAUGAUAAGAACAGCAAGCCAGCAUUGAGAAUCAUCAACCGAGAAUCUACUUUGGAGAAUGGCACUUAGAUUCUUGACACUAUAUACAUUCUUUAUUCGAAAAUAAAAUGUUACCUUCCCCCAUACAAUUUUAUGA
Messenger RNA from Zychaea mexicana, 1687 nucleotides. RefSeq names its product cytochrome P450. Gene Ontology annotation, molecular function: heme binding; iron ion binding; oxidoreductase activity, acting on paired donors, with incorporation or reduction of molecular oxygen. The record is from RefSeq and is a predicted model, not a curated record. Lineage: Eukaryota; Fungi; Mucoromycota; Mucoromycetes; Mucorales; Lichtheimiaceae. The coding region runs from base 1 to 1620 and encodes 539 amino acids. The transcript is spliced from 10 exons.